ACCUAAACAACGUGAUUUCGAGAUGCUAACAAAAAUAAUGACAGGAGAGCACAUGUUUUAACCACAGACCGAGGGCAGACACAAAUCCAGAUUGAUCUUUACCGACAUACGCGUGUCAAGUAGAGAAGAAACACGAAAUGGCUGAACAAUAUUCUGUUGUUACUCAAAGUGUUGUAACUGUCAGAGUUACAAGUACAGGGAAUACCUUUGGGUCUGAAAGGAGAUUCCAGAAAGAUCUGACAGUUGCUGAAGUAAAGGGGAAAUUGGAGCUUGUGACUGGUUCUAUUGCUACAAACAUGAAACUGGAGGUUUACAGUAAGGAGGACAAGCUGAUAUGUAAACUAGACAAUAACGAUGCAUUGCUUGGUUCAUAUCCUGUGGAUGAUGGCAUGAGAUUACAUGUAGUAGAUUCAACAGUUAAAUUAGGAGAAUUUGAAGAUACAUCUAAAGUAGAAAAAUUUGAACUGUCAGAAGAUGCCUACUCCAAACGAACAGAUUCUGUGAGGGCAUUUAAAGAGAGAAAUAAAAUGGGCAGAUUUAAGGAGGUUUCUCCAGAGGAACAACAGAGACUUGAUGAAGAAAAAGCAAAAAAGGCUGAAGCUGAAAAACAAAAGGCUGAAUCCAUGAAGGUUGGAGACAGGUGUGAAGUGAGGGUCCCAGAACAGCUAGCUAAAAGAGGAGAAGUUAAAUUUGUUGGUUUGACAGACUUCAAAGAGGGGAUUUGGGUGGGUGUGCAGUAUGAUGAACCUGUGGGGAAGAACAAUGGAAGUGUGAAGGGAAAGCAGUACUUUGAAUGUCCUGAUAAAUAUGGUGGAUUUGUACGUGUAAACCAUUUGGAAGUUGGAGACUUUCCGGAAGAAGAUCUUGGAUUUAGUGACGAUGAUGAAAUAUGAUGUCAUGACUUUAUCACUUCAUACACUUGUUCAUAUGAUGGACAAGCAUACUGUGUUCAAUUCACAAAAGAAAGGAGACAAUCUGUUUGAAAAAUGUUAAUUGAAUGUUAGUAGUGGAUAUGGACAAUCUAUGCGUGUAUGAUGGAAAUCUGUUUGGAAUGGAGAAGGACUAGUUUAGUAUAAAAAUGAAGAAAUUGGUGACAAGGUUCUGGUUGUAAAGUAUUAUGGUAUCCUGUUGGAACAAUUGCCCUGGGAAACAAAAGACUUUAGACAAAAGAAAAAAAAAUUUUUUUGAUUCUUUGAAAUUCGCUCUUAUCAUAUUUGUGAACUAUUUACAGUCGUAAAACUUUAUUAUAUAGUAAAAUUCACCCUCUUAAUUUUUGGGUGAAAAUGAUGACAGUUUAACAGUGGUGAAAGUUUGCCAUUAAACAAUAGUCCUUGUAAUAGAAAUCGUGCUAUGAUCAUAAUUGUGCUCUCAUUUAUUUUGAUAUCAAGAUUUAUACAUAUUUGGAAUAUGCCUGUUAUAUUUUGUUUUGAUAGAAAUAUUUCAGUUAAUUUGUCCCUUAUACAAGGUACUGCAAUAUUUCAUCAUAGUUAAUGCUUAAUGAAAAUAAAACUGAAUUCAAUGUA
Messenger RNA from Pecten maximus, 1523 nucleotides. Its product is annotated as tubulin-folding cofactor B-like. Gene Ontology annotation, biological process: post-chaperonin tubulin folding pathway; cytoplasmic microtubule organization; tubulin complex assembly. The transcript is spliced from 7 exons. Lineage: Eukaryota; Metazoa; Mollusca; Bivalvia; Pectinida; Pectinidae. The coding region runs from base 138 to 893 and encodes 251 amino acids. Gene Ontology annotation, cellular component: nucleus; cytoplasm; microtubule plus-end. The record is from RefSeq and is a predicted model, not a curated record. Gene Ontology annotation, molecular function: microtubule plus-end binding; alpha-tubulin binding.